UUUAAACGCGCCGUUUCAAUCGUUGAGCAGUGCCGUAUCGUGUCCCACUUUGACACCUCCGUUGACAGCAUUUAUCUCCGCCGCCGCCUCCCCACCGCCGUUCACCGGAGAAAGAGAUAGAACUAUCAACAUGAUCAAUCGAACGCUAUUCUCUGCGUUGAAGAGAUCGAUUCUUCCGUCGUCUACGUCGCAAUCGCAAUUACUUCCGUCAUUCUCCUCCACUUGUCGAUCCGCUAGCACAUUGGUUUUGGCGGAACAUGAUGGUGGUUCUAUCAAUGCUGCAUCCGUUAGUGCUAUAGCGGCUGCCGGCUCUUUGAGCAAAGGCAGUUCGAUCUCCGUCCUGUUGGCUGGCUCAGGGCCUUCGCUUCAGGAGGCUGCUCAGCACGCUGCCUCUUGCCACCCAUCUAUUUCUCAGGUGCUUGUUGCUGAUUCCGAUAAAUUUACAUACCCUCUGGCAGAACCUUGGGCUCAACUAGUCCAAUUGGUCCAACUGAGAAAUGGGUAUUCUCAUGUAAUUGCGGCUUCAGGUUCCUUUGGGAAAAAUAUUCUUCCUCGUGCCGCUGCUCUUUUGGAUGUUUCUCCUGUUACUGAUGUUGUUGCUAUAUCUGAAUCUCGUCAAUUUGUGAGGCCUAUAUAUGCUGGAAAUGCACUUUGUACGGUUCGAUACACUGGGGCUGACCCUUGUAUGUUGACUGUACGAUCAACAUCAUUCCCAGUGACCUCAAGAUCAGCUGAAUCGACAUCUAAUAAGUCUCCUAUAUCUCAGGUUGAUCUCUCAACGUUUGGUGGAGAUUCUGUUGGAAAAUCAAGAUAUGUAAAGCACACAUCUCAGGAAGCAGAACGUCCUGAUCUUGGGAAUGCACGUGUUGUUGUCACCGGAGGACGUGGUUUGAAAAGUGCUGAAAACUUCAAAAUGAUAGAGAAGCUUGCGGGGAAACUUGGUGCUGCAGUCGGUGCCACACGUGCUGCUGUUGAUGCUGGAUUUGUUCCCAAUGACCUCCAGGUUGGACAAACUGGGAAAAUUGUAGCACCAGAACUAUAUAUGGCUUUUGGUGUAUCUGGAGCCAUUCAACAUUUGGCAGGGAUAAGAGACUCUAAGGUUAUUGUGGCUGUGAAUAAGGAUGCAGAUGCCCCAAUAUUUAAGGUUGCUGACUAUGGACUUGUUGGAGAUCUUUUUGAUGUUAUACCAGAGUUGCUGGAGAAGCUACCCGAAAAUAAGUAACCUUCUAUUUCUUAUCACUGCUUGAAUUGUGCUGGAAAGAGUAGAAAGGGGGAAAUAGGUAUGCCAUUUAUCUGAAUCUUUGGAUCAUUUAUCUCAACAAAAAGGAAUCCCCCAAGCAUGUAAAUAUUCCAAGGCAAUAAAGAUAUACAUUCAUAUUUUCUCAGAUUCUACAGUUAUCAGCUGUUCAAAUUUAUGGCUGAACCAGAGAAAAUUUCUUGACCUUUGGAAGCAAGAGACUGCAUAAAAUUGCUACUUUGUGUGAUGGGAAAGAAGAACUAUACUUGCCUACGCAUUGGUGAGUAGCUCUUUUUGACUUUCCGAUGUGGUGUGUUAUUAUUGGUCUAUUUUUACUAUAUUUAAUAGAUAAGUAGAUUCCAAUUAAUAUAUUUGAGAUGGGAAGAAUGAUACACCACAUCAGAAAAUUAGUAGGAGCUCUUACUGACCGUUGACCGUUGCGUAGGCAAGUAUUUUUUAGGAAAGAACGAUGAAAUUAUAGGAACUUUGUAGAUGUCAUGUUCUUUUUUUUUUUUGAGUACAACAUAUGGGGGUGGGGGGGAUCGAACUCACAACCUCAUGGUUGGAAGUAUAUGUCAAUUACCGUUGAAUUAUGCUCGAUUUGACUUUACUUACA
Momordica charantia (bitter melon) is the source of this 1853-nucleotide messenger RNA. RefSeq names its product electron transfer flavoprotein alpha (gene ETFALPHA). Lineage: Eukaryota; Viridiplantae; Streptophyta; Magnoliopsida; Cucurbitales; Cucurbitaceae. Gene Ontology annotation, molecular function: electron transfer activity; flavin adenine dinucleotide binding. Gene Ontology annotation, cellular component: mitochondrion. Gene Ontology annotation, biological process: fatty acid beta-oxidation using acyl-CoA dehydrogenase. The record is from RefSeq and is a predicted model, not a curated record.